Mercenaria mercenaria is the source of this 1632-nucleotide messenger RNA. Its product is annotated as epidermal growth factor-like protein 7. The record is from RefSeq and is a predicted model, not a curated record. The transcript has 9 exons. Lineage: Eukaryota; Metazoa; Mollusca; Bivalvia; Venerida; Veneridae. Bases 261 to 1031 code for a protein of 256 amino acids.
GCGGGGUCGAGGGGCGAAAACGCGAAAUGGCAGAAAUCAGCCACCAUAGAAAACAGAUACCAGUCAACUACAUACACACACGUUUGUUUAUUCCUUUGUGUGUUGGAAAUUAUUGAUGGUCCUUCUGUCACUGUCCGUAAUUUAGCGUGGUCUCCGAUUUCUUCAAUUUUUGCUGUGAUUUUCACCAGUAAAAACUCCGUAUAGCGGCAAAAAAGAGGGACAGACCUGAAGAUCCUCUUUUAUUCCGGAAGCAGAUAAAAAUGAAAAUGAAACAAAUUACAGUUUUAACAACUGUACUAGUGUUUUUUCUUCUUGUGUUGGACUUUUCGGAUGCAUGGAGAGGCAAUUAUUACACAAUAAAACGUAGUAGAAGAGUGAGGAUAAGAUACUGUGCCUGCUGGUACUGGUGGUGGGGUUGUUCCUGCUGGAGAUAUUACUGGAAAACCGAAUACUACAACGACAAAUUUUGUCGGCCAGGAUGGACACAUAACGGGGACCAAAAUUGUAACAUUCCUGUAUGCCGGCCCAAUUGCCAAAAUGGCGGAACGUGUGUAAAUCCAAAUGACUGUGACUGUCCAAGCUGGUCUCAAGGAAUAGGGUGUGCAUCUUUAACGUGCUCCUACAAACGCCCUUGUUACCCUGGAGAUUGUAAAAGCGGUACACAAUGUACAUGCGAACCAGGCUUUGAAAGUCAAAGUAAUUAUGACGGUUGUAUCAUAUUUAAUUCAUCACACACAGAACUAAGACCGAUAGUUGGUAAGAGCAACGUUACAAUAUCUCAUAUCAGAAGAACCGACAACAGAGUUGAUUUUAUGUUUACAUUGGAAGGCCUUGAGGAGAAGGAUCCAGGCAAAAGAGACAUUAUUUGGAGCAAUCAAAAGCUAUUUAACCAUCUACGCUUUGAAUAUGAGACGCUUUUCACACCUCCAGAAAAUCUACCAGAAAGGCCAGUCUACGUCCGUGAAUCUAAAAUGGGGAUAGCAGGGAGCAUAAUCGAAGCAAACGUUAGCAAAGUCCCUAGACACGGUUAAAUAUAAAGUUCAAGUCAACAUCAGGAGGUUUCCAGAAGCUAGUCAACAUUGAUCAACAGAGCAAGCAUUAUGCAACAAAAUACUAUAAAGGCUUGCAAGAUGUUAGAGAGGUAUCACUGCAUGGCUAAACCUAAAUAAUCUCAUUUAUUAUCUCUUUUGAGAUUGACGUAUGCUGCAUGUAUAUCUAUUCAUUUUCUUUGUUGUGUUUUCUAGGAAAUCCAUUCCUUUCUCAUUUGUUUCGGUAGUUUACAAAUUCAACGAUACUUAUUUGUAACAUUUGCUUACUUACUAAGAAAAACUCGGCUUUGUCAGUUACUAAUUUCCAUCUUUUUUAGACAGAAAAUGGGGGCAUACAAAUGGACGUCCGUAUUUACUAUUGUCCUGUUAAUCAGGCAUACUUCCUGUCGAGUCUAGAACUCUGUUUCUAUUACGUGAUCUUAAAAUCACUCAGCACAACUAGGUCCAAUAAUAAACAGAACCAAGGUCAUAGCCACACUUGCAAGUAAAAUCUGACAUGGUAUGUUUCGUGUCCACUUCAUAACUCUGUCGUUUCAAAAUCACUUAGUGCAGACCUUGAUAUAAAUGAGAUGACGUUUAUCAU